AUGAAUCACGAUUACUCUGACACAUCAAAUUUGAGACAUGUACAACAACAAAAUCGUGAACGACGUCGUUUAUACCUACAACAGAGGAGGCAACGCUCAGCUUCAGAACCAAAUGCUCAAACUGAACAACCGCAAAGAGAAUUCGAACAGUUACGCCUUCAAAACUUAAGCACUGAACAACGCUCAACAAGAUUGGAGCAACGUCGUCUUGCUCAGCGCAGGCGAAGAUUGUUUAUUCGCAAAGAAAGUGCGACCUCUAAUGUGCAACAAAGAGAAAUUCAAAGGGAAAGUUGGCGUAAUUAUGCUAGACAAAGGAGGGCUGCUUUGACUAUUGAACAACACGAACAACAACUUGCAAGGCGACGAACAAAUUAUCGACAAAGAAGGCAAAUAUCUGAAAAUCUCGAACAAACUUCUCAUCCAAAUCAAGUACAUAAUAUGACGAAUGCACAAACAAGUAGAUGCAUGUUAAACUUUUUCGAUGCAAUCCCAAGAAGAAAUAGAACAGGAUGGCGUAGGCCACUAGCAACAGUUUUGCCAACCAUUCACGAAGAAGGCAAUUUGGUUGCGACUAAUGUUUUUAGACGGGAAAGUAGAAUGACUGCACUCGCACGUAUCGACUUACCCCGAUAUGCACCUACUCAUUCGACUUAUGAGCAUGGAAGCACAAGUGGCAAUAGACAAGAUCCUCGCGAAGUUCAGAUAGAAGGAAAUAUCCCUCAUGUCGACCACAAUCAGGAUGCUUUGAGCGAUGAAGAUAUUCAAAAUAAUCGAUCAUUUAUCCAUAGGAGAUAUCAUAAUUGUGCAAGAAAUUUUCAUGAAAGUGAAGGUUCCAAAGAAUGCAGUUCCCUGCUCCAACUACAUGUUGACAUUGCAACGCAAGAUUGUUCCACCGUGACACAUCUACCAUGUGUUGUAAUAAUGGAACAAUUAUUUUGCCGUUGUAAUAAUGGAACAAUUAUUUUGCCACCAGUAACAGCUCCAAAUGAGAUGAUUGAUAUUUUCUCUGACCAAACAGUGGAAGGUCCUCAUUUCAAACAAAAUAUUCGAGCCUACAAUCAUGUUUUCUCAUUCACUUCAAUGGGUGUUCAUGUUGAUGAAAACUUAGCAACAAGAACUCGAGGUGUGUACACGUUUCGUGCACAAGGAGCCAUAUAUCAUAAGAUUGGGAGUCUCUUACCAAAUUCUAGUGACAGACCAAGAUAUUUGCAACUGUAUGUUUAUGACACUGACCAUGAGAAUGAGAAUCAAAUGUCUGAAAAUGAAGAAUUGCACUUGGAUUUGCUUGACAAGAUAAAGAAUAUUUUAAAUACUCAUAAUCCAUUUGUACACACGUUUCGCCAAUUGGCUCAGCGUCCAGACAUACAUGAAUGCAGACUUCAAAUCAAAGAGCAACCACAUAAUAGGCCCCAAUACAACCUUCCUACUGCUCCUGAAGUUGCUGCAGUUUUAGUAGGUGGCGAAAAAGCUGGAAAUUUAAAACCGAGAGAUAUCAUUGUCCAAUCAACCAGUGGUCACCUCCUAAAUAUUUCUGAUAUUGUCGGAUACUAUAAUCCAUUACAGUAUCCUCUGUUGUUACCCUACGGUUCAUAUGGAUGGGAUGCAAAUACCAGAAGUAAUGAUGGCAGAAAAGUAACAUGUUGUGAUUUCUAUUCUUAUAUGCUACAGAUUCGCCCUGGUGAUCAAGCUCUUUUUCUUCGAGGAGGUCGUCUCUUACAGCAGUAUGUCGUAGAUAAUUACGUGAAGAUUGAGUCCAACAAAUUAAGAUGGAUACGUACUCAUCAGAAUCACAUUCGAGCUGAUUUUUAUCAAGGUCUUCUAGAUGCAGUACAUGUUGGUGAAAAUUAUGGAGGUAAUGUUGGUCGUAGAACAAUAUUGCCAUCGUCAUUUGUUGGUGGCCCACGAGACAUGUAUCAGCGAUAUCAAGAUGCAAUGGCUCUGGUCCAAAAGUAUGGAAAACCUGAUCUUUUCCUUACAAUGACCUGCAAUCCAAAUUGGCCUGAAAUUAAAGCUGAGUUGCUACAUGGACAGUCACCACAUGAUCGUCCUGAUUUGCUAACAAGAAUAUUUCAUUCAAAAUUUGAUGAGAUGAAGACCGACAUUCUUACAAAACAUGUACUCGGGAAGGUUCUGGCAUACGCAUAUGUUAUUGAGUACCAAAAAAGACGCUUACCACAUGCCCACAUGGUCAUUAUUUUGGAUGAAAAUGAUAGGUUACGCACUCUUGAUGAUUAUGAUAACAUUGUCAGAGCUGAAAUUCCAGACAAGAGAUUAGAGCCUAGAUUAUACAGUGCAGUUCUCAAACACAUGAUACAUGGCCCAUGUGGAAUGUACAAUGAACGGUCCCCAUGUAUGACAAAUGGUCGGUGCAAAAGACGUUUCCCAAAGCCAUUUUCUUCAAUUACUACACUUGGAAACGAUUCAUAUCCUGUUUAUCGAAGAAGAGAAGGGGAGUCAGUUCCUUUAGAGAGUAAUCCAAGCGUCUUGGUGGAUAAUAGUUGGGUCAUUCCAUACAACCCAUGGUUGCUCUUGAAAUAUGAUUGUCAUAUCAAUCUUGAAAUUUGCAGUAGUGUUACAAGUGUGAAGUAUUUAUACAAAUAUGUUUAUAAAGGGCCUGAUCGUGUUGCACUAGAAGUUCGUCAAGGUCCUAAUUAUGACGAAGUACAACAGUUCAUAGAUGGAAGAUGGGUUUGUGCUCCAGAAGCAUUAUAG
Molecule: messenger RNA, 2712 nt
Organism: Camellia sinensis
Lineage: Eukaryota; Viridiplantae; Streptophyta; Magnoliopsida; Ericales; Theaceae
Source: RefSeq, a predicted model, not a curated record